This is a messenger RNA of Geodia barretti, 693 nucleotides long. The record is from the annotation of a GenBank genome assembly. Lineage: Eukaryota; Metazoa; Porifera; Demospongiae; Tetractinellida; Geodiidae.
CCCUUUCGUCGCCGAAAGAAGAUGGCUCAACAAGUUCCGACUGUUUUGAAAGCCACUGCAAGACCCAUUCUGUCCACGUCUCUGCACGAGGCUCGCAGAAGAGCUCUCAACCUCUACAGAGCUUGGUACCGCGAGGUGCCCCGUGCAGUACAGAUGUAUAAACUGGACAUGACAGUGGGUACAGGUAGGAAGAAGGUAAGGGAAGAGUUCCAGAAGAAUUCUCACGUCCGUGACCCACGAGUUAUCGAUAUGCUGGUGAUCAAGGUAUCCCUAUUAUGGUGUGCACCCCACCAAUACAUCUCCCUCUCUGCAUACUGACUGUAGGGAAAGAUGGAACUGGAAGAAACUUCGAACAUGUUCAAACAAAAGUCACAUGUCAUGAGAUUCUUUAGAGAAACUGAAAGACAACGCCCAUCCGACUUCUUAUCUCGAUUCUAUGAGGGACACCAGUAACCACACCCCCAUAGGGCUCUCACUAGCCUGCAGACUUACUCUAUGUCAGUGUAUUAUUGUGUUAGCUGCUCUCUCUAUAUUAGGAUUAUAAGUUCAGUUAUAACUUUAAUCUAGCAGACUAAUUCAUACAACGAUCACCAUUAUACACCAAUAGAGUAUUCACAAAUAGUUAUUCUUCGCCAAAACUGUCACUCUAAAUGCGUGUAUUGUGUGUACAUCAUUACGACAUGCACUCAUUAU